Eupeodes corollae is the source of this 797-nucleotide messenger RNA. RefSeq lists its product as uncharacterized. The transcript is spliced from 2 exons. Bases 173 to 658 code for a protein of 161 amino acids. Lineage: Eukaryota; Metazoa; Arthropoda; Insecta; Diptera; Syrphidae. The record is from RefSeq and is a predicted model, not a curated record.
GUGAUUCGUAAAUAGCCAACAAUUGGACACUUGUAAAGGGAGUUACUAUUAGUCCGUCAUACCAUACGGAACCUCUCGCUCGGUGGCAUAUUUCAUACAUUUUUUCAUUUAAUUGAGAACGGUUGAUAUUUCGUUCCAAAAUAAAAAUAUAGAAAUAAAAAACAAAAUAAAUAUGGCGCGUUUAUUGUGGACAACUGUUGCGAUCAACAGUGUUGUACUGAUCGCAGUGAUAAUUUCAGCUAAUUGCACGGAAUUGGAAUAUUCGGAUAUUAAAGUUAUUGGACAAAAUAAUUCUUAUCAGUCAUUGAAUCCUCAGGCAAAAUUUGAUCUUUUCAAUAAGAUCCGUCAUGUUAAAGGAAAUAUUAUAUUUUCGAAAGGACAAAGGAUUGCUGGUGAUCGUUUACUAUCAAACCAUCUAGACUCCGAACAAUUCAGUAAACCUGAAGAUGUUGAAGUUUUACUUCACUAUCCCGCUGCUGGUGAAGGCAAUACCAUCACAUUUGUUGAAGUUCUAGCAGAUCCUGAUGUAAGUGCUGAAGAUGCAAAUACUGGAUUUAUCCAAGGAACAGGAGGCAUCAAUAAUAAAACAUUUAAAAUGUUAGUUCAAUGUAAACGCACAGAACAUUUUGCUUACGAAGUUUUUAUCUAUGGAUAUUAAACAGAAAAGCUGGGAAUUGCAUCUUGAUUCUAGGAGGAACAUUAUUACAUUUUUGAUAAUUCCUUAAAUGCUUAAAAACAUACAUACUUGAGGCAAAAAAAACACUAAUGAAAUUCAUUAAAAGAAGUCAAAUCUGUGA